Molecule: messenger RNA, 702 nt
Organism: Recurvomyces mirabilis
Lineage: Eukaryota; Fungi; Ascomycota; Dothideomycetes; Mycosphaerellales; Teratosphaeriaceae
Exons: 2
Coding region: 1-702 (233 amino acids)
Biological process (GO): tetrahydrofolate interconversion; folic acid-containing compound biosynthetic process
Cellular component (GO): mitochondrion
Molecular function (GO): 5-formyltetrahydrofolate cyclo-ligase activity
Source: RefSeq, a predicted model, not a curated record
AUGUCGACAGAAGCACGCGAAGCCAAGAAAGCUCUGCGCAAUGAUAUCAAGGCCCGCCUGUCUCAUCUACCAGAAGAAGAAGUAACACGACAAUCAACCACAGCACAAAACCUCAUCCUCUCCCUGCCGCAAUAUCAUGAAGCAAAAACCCUAAGCAUCUACCUCUCCAUGCCCUUAAGCGAAGUCCGCACCGAUCUCCUCGUCCGCGAUGCUUUGGGCAAGGGGAAAAGGGUCUUUGUUCCUUAUAUCCACUCUGUGCCACCACCACCAAAGGAAACUCAUGUAGGGAAUACAAGGGAUGAGUAUGAGGGGCUGGGGAGGGAUGGAUGGGGGAUCCCGCAUUUAUCCGCUGCCGGGAUUGAGGAGAGGGAGAAUGGUAUGGGUGGGGUUGGGACUUCGUUGGGCACGGAUGGGAAGUACGGUGGCGGAGGUGAGAGUGGAGGUGGUUUAGAUCUCAUCGUCCUCCCCGGUGUAGCUUUCGAUUCAGCGAUGAGCAGGAUGGGUCAUGGUGCGGGCUUCUACGAUAGCUAUCUGACUCGCUUUUGUGCGGAUGGAAAGCGUAGAAGGCCUUUCUUGGUUGGGUUGUGUCUGGCCGAACAGAUCCUACCGCCUGGCGAGAUCAUGAUGCAGGAGUGGGAUUGGAGGGUUGAUGCUGUUGCUGUGGGCGAUGGGAGGUUGUUGACCUCGAGCAGUGUUGCAUGA